Helobdella robusta is the source of this 549-nucleotide messenger RNA. RefSeq lists its product as hypothetical. The transcript is spliced from 2 exons. Bases 1 to 549 code for a protein of 182 amino acids. NCBI's taxonomy places the organism in Eukaryota, Metazoa, Annelida, Clitellata, Rhynchobdellida, Glossiphoniidae. The record is from RefSeq and is a predicted model, not a curated record.
AUGCUAAACAACGAUGGUCUAGGUUAUGUAUUUCACAAAGAACAAAUGAUCAGCCAUUUAUUAUACAUAGAUGACUUGAAACUAUUUGCGAAGAUUGAUGUUCAACUGAAUCAAGAGCUGGGUGUGGUGAAAAGAUUCAGCGAUGCUAAACAAAUGUCUUUCGGUUUAGAUAAGUGUUCAAAAGUCACCCUCAAGAAAGGAAGACUUGUUUGCGGCAUUGACACAAAAUUUGAUGACAACACAGAGAUGCGAAAUUUAGAUCAGGAAGGGGUGUACAGAUACCUUAGUGUUGAACAAAGCGACUGCAUUCAACAUAGCAAAAUGAAGGAAAAGAUCAGAAAAGAAUAUUACCGUCGUCCCAGUGGCAGAUCUAGGGAGGGGCUGGAGCGAGUCAGUGUCCCCCCCAUUGUGAGGCGUAUUUGUUUUAAGUCAGUAAAAGUAAUUGGUAUAAAAAAGCUCGUCGGCGUAAUUCUUGACGACCAUUUUACCAUAAAUGGUCAACAUUUUUCAAAAUCUCCUCCCGUCAACGAAAAAAAGUUUUCUAAUUAA